Molecule: messenger RNA, 2061 nt
Organism: Fimicolochytrium jonesii
Lineage: Eukaryota; Fungi; Chytridiomycota; Chytridiomycetes; Spizellomycetales; Powellomycetaceae
Exons: 4
Coding region: 1-2061 (686 amino acids)
Source: RefSeq, a predicted model, not a curated record
AUGCUCCUACCGCCACCUCACAAGGGGUCCAACCCGCCACUACUGUGUCUGGACCGCUCGGGCAACAACAACAACGGCAAUGACAACAACAAAGACAACAACAGGCCCGGGUCGCGGUGCAAGGAGGAAUUCAGCUCUUUCUCCUCGUCGAGGACCUCUUCUGCGGGGGCAACCUAUACCUGGCAGGACCCAAAUGCCGUGCUUUUUGAGCCAGUGAAAGUGGUGGUCCAAGGUCCUGCCGGUACCAAACCCUUACCACCACCACCACCCAUCACCGACACGCCAACCCCCACAUCGCAGCACCAACCGCUAAAACCCCCAACAACCACCACCACGACAACCGUCCUCCAAGCCGCCCCGCACACUCGACCCCGGCGUCACGGUGGAACUACCAGUCCUGGCGGGGACAAACCCCCCACGACAACAACAACAACGGCUAAAUCCCAACGCUCUUUGAAAGACAAGAAAUCCCGGGACCCGCAUAUGGUUUUACAAGAUAAACGGAGUGUGGCGAGAGGGGUUCGGAUGUUGGAUGCUUUAGUGAAAGACUCCAGAACGCUCCGAACAGCCCUGGACCUCUGCGUCCUCCGGCACUCACCUCCACCCACCCCAGACCUUCCCCCACCACCCCCCAACAACCGCGCCCAAAACCAGCACGCCCAAACCUCCCCGUUAUGGUCCAAACCCUACCUCCACCUCAUCCUCUCCGAACUCCUUUCCCUCGUUUCCCCCUCACCCAUAACAAAAGCAGAAGAAGACCAAGAAACGGUACUGGAAUCACUCUACCGCCGGGUCCUCAAGGAAGUGGGUAUCAAAGGGGCGUAUCCUGGUGGUGCGGGUGGUGUAGGGACAGGGCGCGACCGCCGCUGGCGGCAGAGAGAGCAGAGAGAGCGGAGAGGACAGCAGAGAGCAGAGAAGAGAGGAGCGGAGAGACGAGAGACGAGAGGAGAGACGAGAGGAGAGACGAGAGCGGAGCGCAGAGCAGAGACGAGCGGACCGCGGGCGCGGAGAGGGCGGCAGAGACGACUGUGGGGCCCUGGCCGGGGGGUCUGGCUGGCGCUCUCGAGAGGAGAGGACACAGAGUGGCUCUCUGCUCGCGACCUACUUCACUCAACGGGCGGCUCAUGGCGGACAGGCAGCAAGCGGAAACGACCAGAGGGCAGCCGCCCGUCCGCAUGGAGAGAGACCCUAGAGAGAGCAUGCAGGGAGCAGAGAGCUCGCGGUCUCUGGUUUGACGAGAGCAAGCUGCCGCCCGCAGCAGAGAGAGCCAUGCCGCUGCCUGUCACUGUCUCUGUCCUACCGAAGCUAGCACGUCCGCGGAUCGACACGCGCGCGAGAGAGUGCGGCAUCGCGGCUCUCCACCCACGCGCGGCAGCUUGGUUUGAGCAGAGAGUCGACUACUCUGUCGAUUGGCAGUUUCCGCCGCGCACACCUGGCUGCUUCCAUGUCAACCACCCACCAGUAGAGACAGCCACUGUGAUCGACCAUGAUGCUCUCAUCUGGGGACGCGACGAGAGCAUGAAUUGGAUCCUUGUCGCCGCCCACCUGCCGAAUGCCUUUCUCGCGGAGCAGAUGGGUCAUAUGGAGAGGGCUUAUAGGAGUUGGCAGACACAGACCAAUCUGACUGUCGCGACUCAGAACCACAGUCCUGUUCGCUUUCGGCUUCGUCGCUGUGGAACCCAUAGGCAGCCUGAUGACCCAGAGAGCAAGGAGCAGCACUCGGGGAUCUGGAUUGCGAGAGGACAGUCGGAGCUGGCCCCUGUCGCGAAUGUGACUGGGCAGAAGCUGCAGCAUGGCAUCGGGUCCUCGAUCAUCCGAGUCCAUUCGGCUUUUCGAAAGCAGGGCAUCCAGGAGCUCAUCAGCCAAAUGGUUUGGAUGCUGGACCCCGACCAGUUUUUCGAGGCUCGCGAUUUUUUCGAAGGCCUGCCUCGUCUGCUGCAGGGUUUUUUGCCCCAGGACGAUGGCUGGACAACCCACACACACACAUGGUUGGGCACUGCCGACUGCCAUUACGACACCGAGGGAAGUGCGGAGCCGGUGGGCAUUGGCACUAGCUCUUAA